Messenger RNA from Diospyros lotus (date-plum), 1920 nucleotides. RefSeq names its product peptidyl-prolyl cis-trans isomerase CYP40. The record is from RefSeq and is a predicted model, not a curated record. The transcript has 9 exons. Lineage: Eukaryota; Viridiplantae; Streptophyta; Magnoliopsida; Ericales; Ebenaceae. Gene Ontology annotation, molecular function: peptidyl-prolyl cis-trans isomerase activity; protein binding. Bases 530 to 1561 code for a protein of 343 amino acids. Gene Ontology annotation, biological process: protein folding; protein peptidyl-prolyl isomerization.
GUAUGUACGUGUAUCUGUUUGUAGAAACUCAAAUCUAUGGAUCUUCUUUUGGAUGGUUGGUUGUAUCGGAAAAGGCUCUGAUGGCCUUGCUCGUUUUCCUAUCUGUUAGUCUCUGAAUGGGUGGUUCUUCCUGUCUGUUAGAGCCAUGGUUUCUCUUCGAAUUUGAGGGCAUACCGGUCUUUCUGCACCGGAGCCCUUUCUCAUGAUGAAAUAUUGACCCACGCGCUUGAGUCUUGAUUUGUAUUGGGGAUUUUUUUUUGUUCUACGGUGGAUCGUUCUUGCUUUUUGUGUUGAAUUAUUGCUCCUUUUUGGGUAAUAUGCACCAGUUGAAUUUAGUGAAGUCCUUAAAAAGAUGCGCUUAUCUGAAGCAAGUUUUGUGUGCUAAUGCGUCUAGGCUUAUUGCUCAAAUGGUGGGAUUGAUAAACCCUGUUCAUACUGCGGCAGGUUGUUUCCUUGGCGUUAAUUGGUUUUAGAUUUUUAUUGUGUUUUGUUUUGCCAGUGAUACUGGUAGAAUUGUCCGAGGUAUGCAAUGUCAUGCAGACUGAAUUGCUUGUGUGAUGAUUAUGUGAUUCACCCAUGGGAAGACCUUAAUGCUUCUGUCCUGUGCUUUUGGGAAACAAAAAGUAUCGACCAAGGUCAAUUGGGAGUUUGUUUCCAUCGAGUUAUUAAAAGUUUUAUGGUACAAGGUGGAGAUAUUUCUGCUGGCGAUGGCACCGGGGGAGAAUCCAUAUAUGGAUUGAAGUUUGAAGAUGAAAAUUUUGAAUUGAAACAUGAAAGGAAAGGAAUGUUGUCAAUGGCUAACGCUGGUCCUAACACUAAUGGGUCUCAGUUUUUCAUCACAACCACCCGCACUUCUCAUCUGGAUGGGAAGCAUGUUGUAUUUGGGAAAGUUGUUAAAGGCAUGGGAGUAGUUCGUUCUAUUGAGCAUGUUACUACUGGUGAAAAUGAUCGGCCCACUGUUGAUGUUAUGAUUGCGGAUUGUGGAGAAAUUCCUGAGGGGGCAGAUAAUGGAAUUGCUAACUUUUUCAAAGACGGUGAUACCUACCCGGAUUGGCCAGCUGACCUGGAUAACAAUCCCAGUGAGCUGUCUUGGUGGAUGAAUGCUGUGGAUUCUGUGAAGGCUUUUGGAAAUGGUCAUUUCAAGAAGCAAGACUAUAAGAUGGCUCUUAAGAAGUACAGGAAGGCUUUACGAUAUUUGGAUGUCUGCUGGGAGAAGGAUGGGAUUGAUGAAGAGAAAAGUUCCAGUUUAAGAAAGACAAAAGCACAGAUAUUUACCAACAGUGCUGCUUGUAAAUUGAAAUUGGGGGAUCUAAAGGGGGCGCUAGUGGAUACUGAUUUUGCAAUGCGUGAUGGAGAAAAUAAUGUGAAAGCUUUGUUUCGCCAAGGCCAGGCUCACAUGGCACUUAAUGACAUUGAUGCUGCUGUUGAAAGUUUCAAGAAGGCCCUGGAACUGGAGCCAAAUGAUGCUGGGAUAAAGAAGGAACUUUUUGCUACAAGGAAAAAGAUUGCUGAGAGACGUGAUCAGGAGAGAAAAGCAUAUAAGAAGAUGUUCCAAUCAUAAUUGGUAAAUGGUUGCGUUGGAGGGCGAAGAACAUAAGCGCAUAUUCAAAUCAACAAAAAGCAACUGUAAAAAUAUUGAGCCUGAACCAAUUUUUGUCAGUGAAUUUCUGUGGUUUAUAAAUGUGUAGCUCAAGCAUUUUGUAGCUGGCUACACUGGACUUCAUAUUUAGCAAAGACCCAUCUUUUUUUUUUUUUUUUUUUUGUAUCUUUUGGUGAGAACUACAGUUUAGAGCAUUGAAUAUAGAUAUUUACUUGAACUAUUUUGUGUCAACAUUAUGCUAGAUCUUACAGACACGGGACACUAUUUUGAAUGGCUAGGUCAAUGACCAUGGAUAAAUCUCAGAAUUUUUUAAUAUCAGG